This is a messenger RNA of Phragmites australis (common reed), 1509 nucleotides long. RefSeq lists its product as uncharacterized. The record is from RefSeq and is a predicted model, not a curated record. The transcript is spliced from 3 exons. Bases 436 to 1434 code for a protein of 332 amino acids. Lineage: Eukaryota; Viridiplantae; Streptophyta; Magnoliopsida; Poales; Poaceae.
CCGCCAUGUGUUCGACCAUGUGCCGCAGAGGCGCCUGCCGCCCCUGGCCGUGGGACUACGCGCCACGACCGCGGCUGCGGCCUGCCGGAGGCCCGCGCGGCGCUCUUCUGAGUCAGCCGCCACUUGUCGCGCCGCUUCAGGAGGUGGUAGCAUGGUUGGAUUGUUUUGCAUGUGUGGUUCGAUGGCCUUUUAGGCUUGGUGAGGCAUUGGGGUUUUAGAACAGUAUCUUUUGGUGGCACAAGACGACAGUGGGUGAUCAAGAAUGGUUGGAGGCUUUAGGAUCGCUCUCAAUUCUAAAGUAAACUAUGAAAUGGCAUCAAAUGGUUACUGAUGAGGCUGCACCGGGCCGGUUGAAUCUUGUUUAUCUGCUUUGAGGAGCAAGGUCAGGGCAUGACUCACUCUUGGCAUUGAUUUUGGGGUGUUACAGUGGUACGAAUGAAAGGGAUGUACAGAGAGGAUGGAGAAUCUGAUGUUCCUCGUUUGUUUAGGACACUCCUGCAAAUUCCAACAGCCUCUUCUUCAUGUCCUCGCGUGCGCUUAACUCCGUCUGCAUCCUUGCCAUCAAGACGAAACUUUGAAGGCUAUAUUCCUCGUAGCUGCUCAGGUUCAUCUUUGCAGAUCUAUAGCCGGUCAUCACUUCUAACUCUAUCACCAUCUUCAGCUCUCAUGGUGUCCUCCCAGCUCAGCUCUUCUGACGUAGCCCAACGGUCAGAGGAAUGGUUUGCUCUCCGCAAGGACAAGCUCACCACAAGCACCUUCAGCACUGCCUUGGGUUUCUGGGCUGGCAACAGACGGUCAGAGCUGUGGAAUGAGAAAGUCUUUGGACCAAUGGACAUCAAGUUGGCAGAUACGGCCAGGUCUGCCAUGGACUGGGGAACCCAUCAUGAAAGUGUGGCCAUAGAGCAGUACACAAGCAUCACUGGACGAAUGGUGGGCACCCUUGGCUUCGCGGUGCACACUGAGGCCAACUCUGGAUGGCUCGGAGCUUCACCUGAUGGAAUUCUAGGGUGUGAGCCUGACGGUGGGAUCCUGGAAGUCAAGUGCCCAUUCAACAAGGGUAAGCCUGAGGUCGCUCUGCCAUGGCGUAUCAUGCCAUACUACUACAUGCCGCAGGUGCAGGGCCUGAUGGAGAUCAUGGACAGAGACUGGGUCGAACUCUACUGCUGGACUCCAAAUGGGAGCAGCCUGUUCCGAGUGCUCCGAGACCGCGCAUACUGGGAGCUCAUCCAUGAAGUCCUGCGUGAUUUCUGGUGGGGGAACGUGAUGCCGGCACGGGAGCUACUGCUCCUAGGGAAGGAGGCUGAAGCUAGAUCAUUCGAACUGCAGCCCAAGCACCGGCUCACAAAUCUGAUGCUGUUUAGGAGCAGGAAACUUGCUUCCGAAGCCAAGUUGUUGUGUAUGGAUGUUGGUGGUCAUGUUGAAUUCUUCCAAUGAGUGAUUCUAUCAGUGAUUGUAUUCUGUACCAUGAUUAUUCUUUAAAUUAAUCCAUGAAUGACUCUCAAACCACUA